AUGGAGGAUGAGGGAGAGCGGCACGAGAUCGAGGCUGUGGAGGUGAACCCCUACGAUGUGCGCGUGUUGGUGCUGAACUACUUGCUGCACCACUGCUACGUGGACACCGCACAGGCGUUCAUCGAGGCCUGUAAUCUGCAUGAAGAGGGUAAGAUGCUUCGUGUGGCCGUGCAACAACGAAAAGACAUCGUAGACUUGGUUCGUGGGGGAGCGAUCGACGAGGCCAUCAAGCUCAUACGCUCAGCCUUUCCGCAGCUGCUGGACAAGCACCCGGAGGUGCGGUUCAAGCUGCUGUGCCAGCGCUUCAUCGAGCUCAUCCGACAGCGCAAGAAGGAGGAGGCCCUCCUCUUCGCCCAGAAGGAGUGGAGCCCGCACGCCAAAGACGAUCCCUCGCUACUCGACGAGCUGCAGGACGUGUUUGCGCUGAUCGCGUACGAGGACCCGGAGACGAGUCCGGUGUGCCAGUACAUGGCGGAGGACUACAAGGACCAGAUCGCGCUCCGCGUCAACAGCGCCAUCCUCGAGCACCACGGCUUGGCGGGCGAAGCGGCGCUCGAGGUGGUGUUGCGCCACUUGGCCGCCCUGCGGCAGGUCAUGGCCGAAGGCAGACGCGCCAGCGGCGGCGGCAGCAGCAAGGGCGCAGCACCGGCGUGGAGCCUCCGGGCGUACCUCGACAGACACCACGAGUGA
This is a messenger RNA of Acanthamoeba castellanii str. Neff, 690 nucleotides long. RefSeq names its product RanBPMrelated, putative. The record is from RefSeq and is a predicted model, not a curated record. Gene Ontology annotation, cellular component: cytoplasm. NCBI's taxonomy places the organism in Eukaryota, Discosea, Longamoebia, Acanthamoebidae. Gene Ontology annotation, molecular function: protein binding. The transcript is spliced from 5 exons. Gene Ontology annotation, biological process: cell surface receptor signaling pathway; cytoskeleton organization. Bases 1 to 690 code for a protein of 229 amino acids.